Messenger RNA from Meloidogyne enterolobii, 258 nucleotides. The record is from the annotation of a GenBank genome assembly. NCBI's taxonomy places the organism in Eukaryota, Metazoa, Nematoda, Chromadorea, Rhabditida, Meloidogynidae.
AUGCCGAAAGCAUCGAAAAAGACCAAGGAUCCCAACAUGCCGAAGCGCGCUCAAUCCGCUUACUUCAUUUGGAUGCAAGAGAACAGAGAGCGCAUCAAGAAGCCGGGGAUGAGUGUCGCUGAUGUCGCAAAGGCUGCUGGUGUGGAAUGGGGCAAGUUGUCUGCUUCCGAGAAAUCCGUUUGGGAGAAGAAGGCUGCUGAUGACAAGAAGCGGUAUGAGGCUGAUAUGGAGGUCUAUCGUUCGCGACAAGGCAAAUGA